AUGUCGAGCGCGCCGCGUCAAAUGUCAGUGUCCUGCUUCCAGGCACUCCUUGCCGUACUGAUAGUCCUCCCAGGUGACGAGACCCGUCCAGUAUGCAAAGCAUGCGGCAAGAAAAACCGUCCCUGUCAGUGGGAGGAGCCUCAUACUAAGUUCAAGGACUACCGGCCUGACGGGCCCUCUUCCAGUCGAUCUGCUGCCGGCGGUACUGAUGAGGAAACCGAGACCAAAGAGGACCUGAUGGAUGUUGACGGUGUCGAUGGGGUCGAUAACAUCAGUCGAACAGAAGGAGCCGUUCGUGCAAACAGUUUCAGCGAGGAAGGCUUGAGCCGGAACACUUCACCGAGAAGGCGGAAAAACAGUCGGACCGAUGGGACAUCGGAAGGCCCAUCGACCAGCGUCUCCUCACCGUCGGCUCAGCUAUCGCCAGGCUCGCCUUACUUUGUUCCCCGAUCUAAGAGCACAACGGGUGGCGUGUCGGUGGCGAGUUUGCUGCAGUCGCACGACCCGGACGGCAUGCCAGAGGGCUCGCUGCCGAUGCAUACCCGCCAGGCCAUGCAGCAGCCGAAUGCGCAUUCGCAUAACCGUAGAGACAUGCCAGAUGGAACUAGAAACUACUCACCCCGGCCUGUUCCUUUGACGCAUGAAGAGGCCUUGCUCGUGCACCACUACACCGAACAUCUUGGCCGCUGGCUUGACUGCACCGACGCCACUCGUCAAUUUACGCUGGGCGUACCGGAGAAGGUCAAACAAUGCCCGGUACUUUGCCAUGCCGUCAUGUCAUUUGCUGCUCGCCACUGCAGAAAAGACGCGACAGCCGAGGCGGCCUAUCAGCGUUGCAUCGCCCUGCUCAUCGAACGAUUGAAUGAGCAAGCUGCUAGCCACGACGAAACGCUUUUGUGUGCGAUCGUCAUACUGCGGUUCUACGAGCAGCUAAAUGUACCGGUUCUGAUGAUGAACAGCACCUCGCAGGCUGUUCGGCCAUUAUUCGAUCUUCUCAGGGAAAUCACUAUGUAG
This is a messenger RNA of Alternaria viburni, 1014 nucleotides long. RefSeq lists its product as uncharacterized. The coding region runs from base 1 to 1014 and encodes 337 amino acids. The record is from RefSeq and is a predicted model, not a curated record. Gene Ontology annotation, cellular component: nucleus. Gene Ontology annotation, molecular function: DNA-binding transcription factor activity; transcription cis-regulatory region binding. NCBI's taxonomy places the organism in Eukaryota, Fungi, Ascomycota, Dothideomycetes, Pleosporales, Pleosporaceae. The transcript is spliced from 2 exons. Gene Ontology annotation, biological process: positive regulation of transcription by RNA polymerase II.